Messenger RNA from Thalassophryne amazonica, 3268 nucleotides. It is a transcript of the gene ypel5, whose product is annotated as yippee-like 5. NCBI's taxonomy places the organism in Eukaryota, Metazoa, Chordata, Actinopteri, Batrachoidiformes, Batrachoididae. The coding region runs from base 242 to 607 and encodes 121 amino acids. The record is from RefSeq and is a predicted model, not a curated record. The transcript has 4 exons.
UUGAUAUUGGAGCGCAACGUCGCAGACAGGAACAGCUGAAACAGAACAACAAAGCAAAGCAUCGACGACCACGACGGAACAAACGGAUAAUAUACGUCUAAAAUAUAACCGGGUGGUGACGUAUAACGUCGGUGACAUCAACGCUGGUGGUGAUAUUUAUUGCCGUAAAGUCAAAUUUGAAAAGGGUUCCUACAGAUCUUUAAAAAGUCUUACAAAGUCAUUCCCAGAGAAGCAAAAAAAGAUGGGACGUAUCUUUUUGGACCACAUUGGAGGAACACGCCUCUUCUCCUGCGCCAACUGCGACACCAUCCUGACAAAUCGGUCUGAGCUCAUCUCCACGCGCUUCACAGGAGCAACAGGAAGAGCAUUUCUCUUCAACAAGGUGGUGAACCUGCAGUACAGUGAAGUGCAGGACAGAGUGAUGCUUACCGGCCGGCACAUGGUGAGGGACGUCAGCUGCAAGAACUGCAACAGCAAGCUGGGCUGGAUAUACGAGUUCGCUACCGAAGAUAGCCAGCGGUACAAGGAGGGACGCGUUAUCCUGGAGAGGGCGCUGGUGAGGGAGAGCGAGGGCUUUGAAGAACAUGUCCCCUCCGACAACUCAUGAGCUCCUAAUAUUGGAAUAAUGAGUGUGGGAAACCUCACGCCCAUGCCCUCCUUACUCUCUGUAAUUCCCCACCUUGCCGCUGCACCACUCACCACCAUCUGCAGACUUUAUGGUCAAUAACGUUUCGGCCUCACCUCCUCAAGUGCACGUCUCUGGCGUGCGACCUUAGACCUCUGCUGAUUACACAAAUGGUCUGCUGGAUCUGUUUUCACUGAAUUAAAGCUUUCCCUAAAUAUUUCCUAAUGUGUCAUACUCUGCACCCUUUGAAACAACUGGGGGUGCAUAUAGGGAGUUAUACCAUAGCUUGUUGAAGUGUCCAUGCACAGUCGCAUGGAAUUUCCAACACUGCUGCACAAGCCAUGCACGGCAUUUAUUAUGAAAGAUUCGCAUGAUAAUACAAGCGGUCAGUUGUAGGAAAAACUCAGCAUCUGGUUGUUCAGUUUGUUUAAUUAACGGAGCUGAAAACAAUUCAGCAUCCAGACGUGGGAGUAACAACAAGGCCCAUCUAAUCGGCACUGCUUCACCUAGGUAAACCCACGGAGAUGUUGUGCUGUACGUCCAUGUUGUGAGCUUUGUGUCAGUGUAUUUGUUGCUAACAACUGGAUGCAGUUGAGACCACAAUGGGUAUCUCAGUUCCUUUUUCUUAGCUGGUAGUAAAAUGAAUGUAUUAGUGUUUAAAAUCUUAUGUUCUCAUCCAGACGUUACACUAUGGAAGACACAGAUUGAUGUCAUAUCGAAGUAUUCAUUUUUGUAUUUGGUGGUGAUUCUAUUUCCUUACCACUCGCAUGUUGUACAGUUAUUUUGAUUCAUAUGACAUUAUUGAAAUGUACACAAAGUGGCUUCAGUAUCUCACUGCUAUAGUUAAUGGGGGAAGCAGUGACGUUUAGUUUUAUUUUGUCUGGUCAUUCUGUCUGUUUCCAUGGUUGCGUUGCCUGAUUGAGGCACACCAGGUAAAAUAUCAGCAGUGCAGGCUUUUAGCUGUCUGUUUUCACUGUGGAGAGGGAGGACUGUGGAUGUGGGUCAAACAAAAAAUGUAUUCCAGCCCAGCUUGUGUUUAUGAAUUCUCAUUUCACUGGUGAGGUAAUCUCCUAGUUUUUAAGUACAUUUAGUAAAUUGACCAUCCCUUUAAAAAAAAAAAAUCCUAGGUUUAAAAUGUAUUUGAUUUUAUGAUGACCUGUUAUAGUCUUGCCCAGCAUUAUUAGCACCCCUGAAAUUUAACUACAGACCUUCAAGUAUACUCAACAAUAAAUGUGAUUGAACAAAUUUUUUAUCAUCUGCAUAAUUAAUAAAAUAGCCAAAGUUAUUGGAUACAACAAAAUGCUUUCAUAUACUGAACUUAAAGGGUUUUGGCACCUUUUGAUGAACUUACAGUAAAUCAUCACUUUAACAGCCAGUUUUUAGAACAUUUCUAAGUCACUGAAUACAUCUUAAGACUUCAUUUACAGCAGUCAUUAAGAAAUACUGUUUGGUAAAUUUGACUAUAGUAACAAAUUUUCAAACAUGUAAUGACUGUCCAAGGAGACUAAUGAGAGAAGCCAACAAGAUGCCCAUAACUGUUAGUGAGUCGAAGGUUAUUGGAGAAAUUCUGGUGGCAGUCUUGUUUGUUGCAUCAUCAGUUAUAUUUUCAUAGUGGAAUAGAACAUAGGAUUUUAAAACAAGAUAGAAAUCAUAAAAUCUAGGCUCAAGUCUUGUGCCAUCCGCUAAAUUAGAAUUUUUGUCCCUCCCUGUUCCCCUUCACACUGAAGAUUUACAACUACUGAUGCAACAGAUAAAAGUUGCUGUAUGCCCAGUUGCAGCUACAAAAGCCUAUAAUUUGUACAGAGUUGGCUUGGAUGGGUGGCUUCCCUCAAUAGUCUCUUCAUAUAAUCACUCAGUUUUUGUGAAAUCUGUACUCUUGACAGAUUUACUGUAGACUACCAGCCUGUUUGUUUAUUAAUAAUUGUCAGUGAAAUCCAGGAUGUAGUCAGUGAUUUGGAAAUGUUCACAUAUCCAUUCAUUGAGACUGGCUGUAAAAGUGAUGAUUUCUUAUAACUGCAUCAAAGGGAGUUAGUAAUUGUCACAUGUACAUGUUAUGUAUUUCAGGACAAGUACUUUAUUUUGUUCUGUUCAGUAACUGGAUAUUUUAUUAAAUAUUCUCAUUAUACAAGAUUGGUUCAUUUGCAUUUACUUUUGAAGAUAUUUUAAAUCCUGCACUUAAAAUUUGGGGGUGCCACUGAUGAGCAUUAGCACAACACAUUUAAGCAAGCUUUAGUGUUUUCAAAGUCAAACUCAGCCUCCAUCAGUGUCCAGAGUUCCAUGAAAAGAAAGCAGUUAUGUGUAAGUUUCAGAAUGGUCCGAGCUUCACUUGGGCAACUCAGCUCCUGUUCAUUGCCAUGUACAACGGUGUGCAAAAUAUUUGGACUUAUUUCUGCAAAUACACAGGUUUUGCAAGAUACUGAUCUGAAUCCCUACAGUCAACGAUCAUAACUGAACUUAUGUUAUAAUGCUAGAUAGACUUGCUGUGCUUAUUUGCUUUACUCUUAAUGUUUUGCUGAGUGUUACUUUUACAUUUAUCUUAUUGUAUAGUUUCUUGAUUGGAGUUUGAAAAAAAUAUUGUUUGGCUAUUUGCUGGGUUUUCUCUGGUGUGAUUUCUAAAUAAAGAUUUGGUGUGACUGGGCUAAA